Diaporthe batatas is the source of this 945-nucleotide messenger RNA. RefSeq lists its product as uncharacterized. The record is from RefSeq and is a predicted model, not a curated record. The transcript has 2 exons. Gene Ontology annotation, molecular function: oxidoreductase activity. Lineage: Eukaryota; Fungi; Ascomycota; Sordariomycetes; Diaporthales; Diaporthaceae. Bases 1 to 945 code for a protein of 314 amino acids.
AUGGCAGCCACGGCGAUCCAACAGAUACACACAAACAUCGGGCUCGGGUCUGACGACCAGGACAAACUCCAGACCCAGCUCGGCAGCAUAUCGAAGCCAACAUCUUUGAAGCCUCAUGACGUCAAAACAAUCUUGAAUUACCACAAAGAGAAUGAGGAUGGGUCUCCUCCUCAACCUACUUAUGUCGACAGGCCUGAGACUUUUAACAGAGCAUUCGAAAGCCACUCUGUGACUGUCAGAGACGUCAGUGGGCACCAAAAUGACUACUCUCUCGACAGAAAUGGAUUCCAGUUCCAUGGGCACGUUGCCAAUGAGAAAGACUUCCUUGAUGACGAGCAGAUCAAGCAAGGGUACUACAAGGAGACCGAGCAGCUCCUCAAGGACGUGACCGGAGCAACCCGAGUCUUUAUAUUUGACCACACCAUCCGCCGCCAGCUGCCCUACGGCGGCGGCGACACAGCAUCCCGCAGCCUGAGAGGGCCGGUCCAGCGGGUGCACAUAGACCAAUCUUACUCCGCCUCGCUCUCGAGAGUCCCGCACCACCUCCCGGAUGAGUCCGGCCGGCUGCUCAAGGGCCGGAUGCAGAUCAUCAACGUGUGGCGACCCAUCUCGACUGUGCUCCGAGACCCUCUUGCCGUCGCGGACGCCCAUUCCGUGCCUGACUCCGAUCUCGUCCCCAUUGGUCUGAUAUAUACUAAACCGAGGCCGCGCAGGGGCGAGACGCUCUCGGUGAAGUAUAAUGAGGCGCAUCGGUGGUAUUACAAGAGUGGCUUGACCCCGGAGGAGGUGCUGCUUAUCAAGUGCUUUGAUUCCAAGACGGACGGGCGAGCAAGGCGGGUGCCGCACACGGCAUUUGUGGAUCCGGACACUGACAGGGAGGAUGUUCCUGCUCGGGAGAGCAUUGAGGUCAGGGCGUUGGUGUUCCAUGAGAAUGACACGGCCUGA